This is a messenger RNA of Dermacentor andersoni, 456 nucleotides long. The record is from RefSeq and is a predicted model, not a curated record. NCBI's taxonomy places the organism in Eukaryota, Metazoa, Arthropoda, Arachnida, Ixodida, Ixodidae.
AGUCAGUUGCCGAUGGCCCUCCCGGGAAACACCCCAAAAGAAGAUGGCACCGCUGAUAUGGUUUUCUUUUCGACGACCAACUCCACGGCACGUAACGCGGCAAAUGUAAGCAACGCAACACCUAAGAAAUUUGAAGUGCUGAACACACAAGGCGAACCCUACGUGCUUCUCUUUGCUAAUCAAACUUAUUGCAUGGUGGUGCGCAUUCCGCAAAAUAUGACUACAGGAACGGCCCAAGAACACGGAAAGAAGCAGGGCGCUAAAGGUCACUGCUUAAUUUUAUAUCGCCCUGAUGUUUACAACGGUACCAGUAUACCAUGGAGCUGCAGAUUUUAUUACAGUGUGCACUGCAAUCCGUGGCUGUCUCAUCGAGUUAACAACACCCAAUGCUUGCAAACAACCCCUAAACCAGUAGCGUCCAAAGCGUGCUGAGAAUGUCACACUACUGGAAACCAA